Alternaria arborescens is the source of this 1698-nucleotide messenger RNA. RefSeq lists its product as hypothetical. The transcript is spliced from 3 exons. The record is from RefSeq and is a predicted model, not a curated record. The coding region runs from base 1 to 1698 and encodes 565 amino acids. Gene Ontology annotation, cellular component: cytoplasm. Lineage: Eukaryota; Fungi; Ascomycota; Dothideomycetes; Pleosporales; Pleosporaceae. Gene Ontology annotation, molecular function: ubiquitin protein ligase activity; zinc ion binding.
AUGGCCGAGUCACAGUCCACAGCCAUGUCCUCGAAGCCACGCACGAGCAGCAUAUCGCAAGCAUCAGAAAGCUCGCAAACAGCAGCCGAUUUUAUCAAAGAACAACUCAGCCUCGAAGCAGAAGCACGCGAGGCUCUUCCAUACCAAUUCGACACCUGCACACGCGAUCUCGGCCCUCUCCGCCAGAGCCUCUACGCAUGCCUUACGUGUAACCCGGCACCAGCAUCGUCCGCUCAGCAGUACACCCCAGCAGGCGUCUGCUACUCGUGUUCGAUCUCGUGCCAUGGCGAACAUACUCUUGUUGAGCUGUUCAACAAGCGGGACUUCAUAUGCGAUUGCGGAACUACUAGGAUACCGGACAUGACGCCUUGCACGCUCCGGCUGAACGCGGAGACUGGACGGAAAGGCGACGUGACGGGUGAGGAGCCAGCAAAGACGAACAAGUACAACCAGAACUUCAGGAAUAAGUUCUGUGGCUGCGGCGAGGACUAUGACCCCAAUCAAGAGAAAGGCACAAUGUUCCAGUGCCUUGGGCUUGGAACUUGCGAAGAGGGCGGCUGUGGCGAAGACUGGUGGCACCCUGAGUGCCUGGUAGGCUUCACUCGGGCUGAGUAUAGCAAGAUGAUAGAGAAGCCGAACAUUGACGACACGGCUGGUACGAAAGAUGCCAUGGAGACCGACAAACCUGCGACAGAUGGAAAUAAGAACAAUGAACACACAGAUGUAAAAGCGCCUCCGAAUUCAACGGAUAUUGCGGCUGCAGUGGCAAGUGGUGGUGGAGUUGACGGAAACGACAUUGCAGGAGAUGCUGGUGCUCAAGAGGACGAUGACCCACCACUACCUCCAGGUUUUCCUGAGGAGGACGACUUCGAUCACUUCAUCUGCUACAAGUGUGUUGCGACAAACCCUUGGAUCAAGCAGUACGCUGGUUCAACUGGAUUCCUACCACCAGUCUUCCACGACAAGACUAUCGCGCUUUCUCAUGCACAAAAGUCCACAGUAUCAACUUCAGAGCACAUGAACGGCGAUUCUAAGAAACGCAAAGCUUCCGACGAAGACGAAGAGGAACAGACAGCAAAGCAUCUCUCAGCACCCGCUCCGGCUAAGCGCCAAAAGUCUGAAGACCCAAGCGGCACGCUUUCCAGCAUCCCCGAGGAUACCAAGACACUUCCUAUAACACCAAAGAAGCCGGAAAUGCCAAAGCACGCUUCACUCCCUUCUUUGCCCGAAGCUGCUCUCACAACACCCUUCUCUCUCUUCCUCAAGCCUGACUUCCGCGACUAUCUAUGCCACUGUGAUGCCUGCUAUCCCCAACUUAAAGCUCAUCCUCAACUCCUAGAAGAAGAAGACACCUACGAGCCCCCCGUAUCUGAAGAGGGCGAGGAAGGUGGACAGUCAGUUGGCACAGGCAGUAUUCUUGAUCGUGGCGAAGCAGCAUUCAACAACAUGGACCGUGUACGUGCUAUUCAGGGUGCAAUGGCAUAUGCGCACUUAAAAGACAAGGUUUCGGCGUUCUUGAAACCUUUUGCUGAGUCGGGUCAAGCUGUUGGUGCAGAAGAUGUCAAAGCGUAUUUUGAGAAGCUGAGAGGUGACGCGCAGGGUAUUCAGGAGGCUGCUGGUGAAGCGAAAGCAAGCAGGGAUGAUGGAGAUGACGGUGGAGCUGGAGGGGAUGGGAGGAAGGAGCAAAGUGGGUAUUGA